Cetraspora pellucida is the source of this 201-nucleotide messenger RNA. The record is from the annotation of a GenBank genome assembly. Lineage: Eukaryota; Fungi; Glomeromycota; Glomeromycetes; Diversisporales; Gigasporaceae.
AUGUCUAGUUCAUGCAGAUUUUCUACAGAAAUAAAUAGUUCCUCCUUGUCAGCUUCAAGUUUGAUGGUCUUGGCAUUUGUUACAUGGAUGGAAAUAAUUUAUAAAAUUCUAGAUUGGUGUAACCUUACAAAAGAGAAUGCAGUUCAGUAUGCAAUAAAUGGUCUCAAAAAGUGUGCAGCUCAAGUUUUAGAGACAAAGUAG